Rana temporaria (common frog) is the source of this 5090-nucleotide messenger RNA. It is a transcript of the gene GTF3C4, whose product is annotated as general transcription factor IIIC subunit 4. The record is from RefSeq and is a predicted model, not a curated record. Gene Ontology annotation, molecular function: histone acetyltransferase activity; protein binding. Gene Ontology annotation, biological process: transcription initiation at RNA polymerase III promoter. Lineage: Eukaryota; Metazoa; Chordata; Amphibia; Anura; Ranidae. Bases 64 to 2406 code for a protein of 780 amino acids. The transcript has 5 exons. Gene Ontology annotation, cellular component: transcription factor TFIIIC complex.
CGCUUUCUCUCCUGCGGUCGCGCACUGAUGACGUCGCUGUGACGGUCUCCGGGGUGUACCGGGAUGUCGGAGUCCUGUGAGGAGCGGCGGCCGCCGAAUUUCCGCCUAUCGGCGUGUAAACGGGAGCCGGUGGUGAAGUUGUUGCAGGCGGUGACCGGCUUGGAGCCGCUCUCCUGGUCGGAGGACCACCGGCUGUCCGUGUGUACCAGCAGCAAUGUGUCCGUCCUGGAGCAGCUGUGUGACAUCCAUGGCAGCAGCCCGGAGCUCACCCUCCACCGCACCUGUGUGCCCGCCUCGCCCAAGACCUGCUUCCUCCGGAUCGGUUCCUCAAAGGAAGUGGAGCAGUGCAGAGCAAAGUUUGCCCGGUCAAGUGACCCAACAGUCAGCCAAAAGUUUAUGCUGGACAGAGUUUUUAACCCUGAAGGGAAAGGUUUGCCACCCUUGCAAGGAUACAAAUAUGCCUGCUGGUCUCCUGUGGGUUGCGAUGCCAAUGGGCGAUGCCUUUUAGCCGCACUUGCUUUGGAUAACCGAUUGACUGUUAGUGCAAAUGUUGACAGACUGCAGUGGAAGCAACUGGCAGACCUAACAGAAAUGUAUGGUGAACGUUUAACUCAGAACAACUACACCAUGACUGAGAAUGCCACCUAUUCACAACUGGAAGAUUUUCCUGAGUACCAGAGGCGGCACAGCAUGCAGACCCCCGUACGUAUGGAGUGGUCCAGCAUAUGCACUACCCAGGAGAUCAUGGAAAACAACACUUGCCGAGAUGUUGGUACCGUUCUGUUGGCAGUACUCUUUGAAAACGGAGAUGUUGCCAUUUGGCAAUUUCAGCUUCCCAUAAAAGACCACAGCUCCAUUAUUUCCUGCAACACCAUUGUGUCCGGUGUGGAGUCACCAAGCGUCUUGGCAUGGUGGGAGUAUGAACACAGCAAUCGUAAAAUGAGUGGGCUGAUUGUAGGUAGCAGUCUUGGCCCCAUCAAAAUUAUCCCAGUGAAUUUGAAGGCUGUCAAAGGAUACUUCACAUUACGGCAGCCGGUGAUCCUUUGGCGAGAGGUUGAUCGUUUGCCAGUCAACAGUAUUAAAUGUAUAGCUCUCUAUCACCCUUACCAAAAGUGCAGCUGCAGUCUUAUCGUUGCUGCCCGUGGUUGCUAUGUAUUUUGGUGUUUGUUGUUGAUAUCAAAAGCAGGACUCAAUGUUCACAAUUCCCAUGUCACUGGACUUCACUCCUUGCCUAUCAUUUCUUUGUCUGUGGACAGGCAGAAUGGGACCAUUUAUUCCUGUUCUGUUGAUGGAAAAGUUCAGCAGUUGAUUCCUAUUUUCACAAACCUUGCUUUAAAGUUUGAACAUCAGCUCAUUAAUCUGUCAGACAUGUUUGGGUCAGUGAAAUCUCACGGCAUUGCUGUAAGUCCCUUCGGGGCAUAUCUUGCUUGCAUCACCUCUGAAGGCAUGAACAACUGGAUUCAUCCAGUAAACAAGAACUUUCAGGUGAACUUUGUGUGCCUCAAGACUUUUGAGGAAGCAGCAGCUCAGCUUCUUGAGAGCUCCAGUCAGAACCUCUUCCGGCAGAUGGAUCUCACCGACAUUGUGCGCUGGAAGAUCCUGAAAGAUAAGGUCAUCCCUCCGUUUUUGAUUGAUGCCUUGGAAAAAAAGGCAGAUGGAGGUCCAUUGUACUGUUGGAGGUUCCGACUUUUCCUUCUGAGAAUUUGGUACCAGUCUUUUAAAAAAGCGACUUAUGAAGCAAUGCAGAAACUACCUUACCAAGAAUCCAAGGUAUGCAAGAAGGAAGAGCCCCCUGUGGAGGCCAGCAUUUCUGAGGAAGAGAAGGAUCAGGAUGAGAGUAGACAUGACGAUGAUGAUGAUGGUGAUGAUGAUGAGCAUGGCUCUGGUAAAACAUUAAGAGACAGUGCAGAGCCGGAGUCUUCUCCUUCAGCUGAUGAAAGUCUUUUGGAUAUCCAACAGAAAAUUGAUGCAGUAGAGGCACAUUUGACCAAGGAACAGAUGAAACGUGUUCUGGGAGAAGUCUAUCUACACACCGGCAUCACAGAAUAUACCAGUAUUCCGACCCGUGGUGUCUGUGCUUAUCUGAUGGCUAACAGGGACGACGAUGACAGGACAGCCCAGGUGCUCAUCGGUCAUGUUGAAAAGAAGAUGAACAAGCAAAUGUUCCCAGAGUACUGCACUUUGUGUAAGGAAGUUCUUCCAUUCACUGAUUGUAAAAAGGCUCUCUGCCCUAAUGGACAUCUCUGGCGCAGGUGUUCCUUGACAUACCAGGCCUGUCAGUCUCUGGAAUAUCGGAAGUGCCUAUUGCAUGACAGUAUUGCAAGACAUUCAAUUCCAGAAGAUCUGGACUGGAUUAAGAGAUUGCUGAAAGGACCUUGUAUACUUUGUGACUCUCCUGUCUUUUAAUGCCCCCUCUUGGUUUUUAUUGUUGCCAUCUGUUACCAAGCACGGAUCUUCACAGCAGCCUAAGAUGUACCCCUGAAGGAUGUGGUGACUUUUUCUUUUAGGUAACAAAUAGAGUAUAGAACCCACAUUGUUUGCUAUACUACAAAAGGAGCACAAAUUCUGACCCAAGCAGCCAAUCACAAACUGCAUUUCUUGUUUUUUUCUUUCUUUUAACUAUCUAAGAAAAAGGCCAGAUUUAGGCUUAUGGGGCUCGUUUCUAGAAAAAAGGCAUGGUCUGGGCCACUUUUUAGGGCUUCAUUUCUAUUUUUCCAUUACACACUAGCAGAACAUUCUUGCCAUUUUCAAGAUUUUGAGUUCUGACCCAAGCUUCAACCUGCAAAAAUAUUUGUGUUGUCUCGCUGUGCUUUGCAGGUCCCAGUUAUACAUGAAAAGAUUUGUGUGACUGGUCCUCCUUAGAAUCUCUGAGGCUAAGAUCUCUUAUGACACAAUAGGAGUUUCAUCUCUUCUGAUUACCUAAGCAUGUCUUGAACUUGUGAACUGCCUUUCUUUUGACUUUACUUAUAUAUAGUAGAGCUUGUAAAGAGCAGGAGAGAGAACUCUCUUUUAAAUCUUAGCACCUGAAUUGUUUCCCCCCCUGAAUCAGACCUGUAUGGCUGUGACCUGUUGAGGGGAAGGAGUGGCCAAACACAGAAACAAAAAUUCAAAUCCUAUAGGCACACCUGUCUGUUCUCACUGUCCAGUACUAACAUUUGCCACAAGGUUUAGUGGAUGUUUAGGUACAUACAGCCCUUUUUUUUUAUGGUUUCAGAAACUGCUAAUUUAAACGUCAAACUGCUUUUCAGUUGUACUAAAGCUCCUCUUUAAAGCAGAACUUUACCUAUAACUUGAUAAAAAUAAUGUUCUUCCACAAUAAUAAUGAUGCUUCCGAAAUUAGUGUGGGCUGUAAAUUGCCCUCAGCAUUGCUCCUGUUUUUUCUUGCUGGAGGCUGCCAUUUUUCUGAAGCCCUGAGCAGCAGUAAAUCAUAAAGCAGAACUAAACCUAUCGAGUUAAUGGUUUCAAAUAUUACGUUCUCGGCAAAUGCUGCAGAUUUGACACGUCAAAUUGGCCCAAUGUGAACUUGGGUUUAGCAAAGAUUGCACUCAGGGGCCUCUAAAUCAGGGUGCACACUGCCCACAGUGCUCUAGUUGGAUCUAUGGGUAUCCCACAAUGCCUUUCUUUUGCACACAAUGCAUUGUAUGAUGGGGGGGGGGGGGAAUUGAGCUCCAGCAAAGUUGAGGAUUGCAAGUAAUAUAACCUACUUUGGGGACUUCUGGGUUUGCUAAAAAUUAGACUUGCUAGUUGAGUAGUGUUUAAUAUACAGGUUAUCAUGACAGGUUCACUUAAAGCAGAACUAAACCCAUCAAUUUAGCGAUUUCAAAAGAGUUACAUUCCCGACACGUGCCAGGAAUGUAAUUGUCACGUUGCUUGUGUUUUCAACCAAACUGUCAAACCAUAAAAAUGUCUGGUGUCAUAACAGAUCGCAGGUGCAGAUCAAACAGAGGCCAAAAUGGCAGUCCUUGGCUGAAAACGAUAUGAGGGUUUAGUUCCGCUUUAAAUAUCCAGAUUUCAUGUGUUCGCGUUUUUGAGUUCUGAAAUUUAGUUUUAUGAUUUCAGGGGUGAUAUAACUUAAUUCUUUGCCUUCCAAAGUCUCUGACUGUGAGAAGAGGACAUUUUCAUUAUUUCCAUUCUUUGCACAACAGUGAUGAUACCAUAGCACUUAGUAACUUGGUAAUAGUAGUUAACUCCUUCAUUUAAACAAGAGGUAGGUACAUCCUUGGGAGGAAAGGCUUAAUGCACCAUGAUGAAGGUCUACACUAGUAAAUGCCUCCACUUUACACACGCCUGUCGAUGAGCACAUGUAUGUGUUAGUGAUUCUGCUGCUAAAAAGAAAAAAGUUGUAGGUGGAUAGAACCACAGCAUACCGCGUGGGAAGCAAGCUUCAGACUCACACAUGGGUGUUGGAUGCCAAAGAAUAUUUGUCAGCAUUAUUACUCCAUUAUAUCAUGGUAUAUUCAGAAACGAUUGACCUCUGCAAGCAUUGUUUCUGCUUUGAAGGAAACCCUUCCUAAGAGAAACAGAGCUUGUCAUUGCUGAGUUUUCAUUCUCCAAAUGCUAGUUGCCUGGCUGUCAUGCUCACCCUCUGUCUUUGCUAAUUUGGUCACCAACUCACUCAAGUAUACAGAGUUGGAAUUGUGAUUUGAUUUUCACCCCUAUUCUGUAUACUUGGCCUGGGACAGUAACACAAACUACUGAGAUGAGAGGGCCAGGAAGUCGGCCAGACAACUAGUUUCUUCAGGAGGGCAGACCACCAUAUUUUACUCAUCAAAGGCUUUUCUAAAUCUGCUUUUCUUAAGGUCACCUCGUUGUUGGCACUCCUUGCAGGCAGCCAUAUUAUAAGAUUGGUGCCAGUUUACUAGAUGAUGUCACUGAUUCACACAGCAAAUGGUGCUACUUCUUUAAGGGGCAGGCUGUAGUGAACUGAUUUGAUUAGUUGGUUGUGGCGACCAUGUUUCAUUGUAUUUAUCAAUGCACUCCCCUCUUGUAAAUAUUCCUGUGUCUGGUCUUGUGUUUCUGUAUAUUUAUAUUUUUGUAAUUUUUUUUUUCUUUGUCAUAAAGUGAAAUAAAACAAGUUUAUAUUAUCUGUA